CUUAUUAUUUUAUACAGCACUCGCAAGCAUUUAUCAUUUGUGCAAACAAUAACGCACAACGGUCUGCAGUUGUGGAGCCACAUAAGUUGCGGAAACAUCACUAAUAACAAUUUUGGUUGCUAUCCACACACAUCACCCAAAGACGCCAUCAUGUCCGCACGCAAAACCGCCGGCCGUCGUGCUACAACCAAAAAACGCGCCCAGCGUGCCACCUCCAAUGUGUUCGCUAUGUUCGAUCAGGCACAGAUAGCCGAAUUCAAAGAAGCCUUCAAUAUGAUUGAUCAAAAUCGUGAUGGGUUUGUGGAGAAGGAGGAUCUUCAUGACAUGCUGGCUUCGCUAGGCAAAAAUCCCACAGAUGAUUACUUGGAUAGCAUGAUGAAUGAGGCGCCGGGCCCCAUUAAUUUUACCAUGUUCCUAACGCUGUUCGGUGAGCGUUUGCAAGGCACUGAUCCCGAGGAUGUGAUCAAGAAUGCCUUCGGUUGUUUCGAUGAGGAGAAUAUGGGUGUGCUGCCCGAGGAUCGCCUGCGUGAGCUGUUAACUACAAUGGGCGAUCGCUUCACGGAUGAGGAUGUUGAUGAAAUGUAUCGCGAGGCACCAAUUAAAAAUGGCUUGUUCGACUACCUCGAAUUUACACGCAUUCUAAAGCACGGUGCUAAGGACAAGGAUGAGCAGUAGUAUUCCACCUUAAUGCCCAAACUGCAUACAUGAUUUAAUUUUUUUACUCGCUACCCUUUUGUGUACUUACUAAGCAUUUAGAAUUAUGUAUGCAUUGUAUUAUGAAGCGCCUUCACUGUCGUUGAGCUGAUAACAUACUUUCCCGAUUUUUAGAAGUAUUAACCCAUUUUAAAUUUACCAACUCCAAUAUACACGUAUAUAUAUUACGAUAUUGUGGCAAUAAAAUAUGUGAAUUUAUAUA
Molecule: messenger RNA, 916 nt
Organism: Scaptodrosophila lebanonensis
Lineage: Eukaryota; Metazoa; Arthropoda; Insecta; Diptera; Drosophilidae
Gene: sqh
Product: myosin regulatory light chain sqh
Exons: 3
Coding region: 151-675 (174 amino acids)
Biological process (GO): locomotion; post-embryonic development
Cellular component (GO): cytoplasm; myosin II complex
Molecular function (GO): calcium ion binding; myosin heavy chain binding
Source: RefSeq, a predicted model, not a curated record